AUGAAUAAAACUAAUAAAGAAGAACAAGUAGAAUUCUUAUCCGACGAAGAAGAAGUUAAUGAAAUAGCACAGAAUAUAAGUUCAAUUGACCUUGUUAACAAAUCCGUUCAAGAGCCCUUAUCUAAAAUUCCUGCCUCCAAACGUAUUUGUGUUGUUGAUGAAUAUGAAAGUCGAUCUGGUGAAAAACCUCUUAUUAAUAUUUGUUUUAUUGGACACGUCGAUUCUGGUAAAUCAACUUUGAUAGGCAAUCUUUCCGCUAAGUUAGGUCAAGUCAAUGAUCGUAUGAUGCGUAAAUUUGAACAUGAGUCACAAAAGAUAGGUAAAGGAUCAUUUGCUUUUGCAUGGAUCCUAGAUGAAACUGAGGAAGAGCGUAAUCGAGGCAUCACAAUGGAUAUUGCCCUCGCUCAUUUUGAGUCAGAACAUCGUCAGUUCACUUUAUUAGAUGCACCUGGUCAUCGUGAUUUUGUUCCCAACAUGAUUUCCGGUACUGCACAAUCAGAUGGUGCUGUUCUUGUUGUAGAUGCUUCAACAAAUAGCUUUGAAAGUGGAUUUGAGUUUGGUGGACAAACAAAGGAGCAUGCUAUGCUAGCAAGAUCUUUAGGUGUACAACAGAUCAUUGUCGCUGUCAACAAGCUGGAUAUGGUUGACUGGUCAGAAGCUCGAUUUAGAGAGAUUCAAAAUAAAUUGGGUGAUUAUCUUUGCCAACAUGUUGGAUUUAAGAAAUCAAACGUGAAGUUUGUACCUAUUUCAGGUUUGAUGGGUGUCAAUCUUAUAGAUCAUGAAAGACCUGAUAUGUUAAAAGCAUGGUAUGGGGAUUCUCAGCCUUCGUUAUUAGAGCAAAUGGAUCAAUUAACUGUACCUGCACGUCCCUUGGAUGGUCCUCUUAGAAUGCGUGUAACAGAUUUCUUUAAAGGAGGUAUUGGUAGUAGUGGUGGCGUUACAGUAGCAGGAAAUAUUGAAUCAGGUCAUGUUCAAGUGGGUGAACAAAUUAUGAUUGUUCCUAGUAAUGAACUUGGAUAUGUUAAAACUAUGCAAGUCAACGAUAAACCAGCUUCUUGGGCAGUUGCAGGUGAUUCAGUUUUAAUGACUCUGGUUAACUUGGAUAUUAUGAAUUUGAGUAAUGGUUGUAUGGUUUGUACAAGUGCAAACCCUGUUCCAGUAACAACAAAUUUUGAAGCACAAAUCGUUAUUUUUGAUAUUCGUAUCCCUAUUACACCUGGUUACCCUGUUGUACUUCAUCAUGGCAGUUUAGAUGAACCAGCAAUGAUUUCUAAACUCAUUGAAAUUCUUGAUAAAUCAACAGGUGAAGUCGUUAAAAAGAAUCCUCGUUGUUUGACAAAAGGAAUGACAGCCAAAGUUCAAAUCAAAUUGACACAUCGACCUAUUCCUUUGGAAACAUUCAAGGACAAUAAGCAGUUGGGUCGUGUUAUGUUACGUAAAAAUGGUGAAACUGUUGCUGCUGGCGUAGUAAACAAAGUAAGUUUCAUAUAA
Cokeromyces recurvatus is the source of this 1491-nucleotide messenger RNA. RefSeq names its product P-loop containing nucleoside triphosphate hydrolase protein. Lineage: Eukaryota; Fungi; Mucoromycota; Mucoromycetes; Mucorales; Mucoraceae. The record is from RefSeq and is a predicted model, not a curated record. Gene Ontology annotation, biological process: translation. The transcript is spliced from 3 exons. The coding region runs from base 1 to 1491 and encodes 496 amino acids. Gene Ontology annotation, molecular function: GTPase activity; GTP binding.